AACAGAUGAUGUAAAUAAACGGCCGGCGUGUUUUGACGAGUUCUCGUGGUGUCUACGGUGCCCGUAGUCAGUGUGGUACUGAGGCGUCUCCGUCUGCGGCCAGUUGCACUCGCCGUCCGUUGUGUGUCGCGUCGUUCCGUUCGUACGUUUCGCUCCGCCGUUGCCACCAUCUCGGCUGCCGUCAUCUGCGGAUCGCCGAACGCUUCACACGAUAACAGCUAGACUGCAAUUAUGGUCCCAGUGGUUGAUAAAAUUGUGGAGCGCCAUUACUGCCAUCAUCAGAUGACCAUGCGCCAAUCGGGUCAUCUCGGAUUCGCAUUGCGUCAGUGGUGCUAAGUCGAACCGCAGACGGCAGUACCGCCGUAACCGUUUGCACUAACGUACGCGCGCACUCUUUCGACCAUAAUAUAAAAAUAUAUAGUAGUAGUAAUAAUUGCGUGUAGUGUAAAUAAAUAGUAUUUUACAUUUAGUUCGGUGAUAAAGUCGCGUUUUGAUGUGUAAAAUUGAUCUAUUCACUGUUAUUUAAUUUAUUUGUUUAUUUUUACGUAAAAAAUAUAAUUUCCGAUGUGAACCGUACUCGGAGGAUAUACAAUGAAAGGUGUAAUAUUCGCUGGUCUGUUGCUGAUUGUUGCUCAGUGGUGGGUUCCUGCGAGCGCAGGAUGGCAAGAGAACGUGAGACCAAAAAUAUCAGCAGUUCGAAUGUCUGAACAUAGCAGAAUAUUUUCUGGCAAUAACACACAUACGGAUUACUUUAAGACUUUACUCAGGGAUGGUAACAAUAUAUUAAUCGGAGCCAGGAAUGCAGUGUAUAAUAUAAGUUUGGUUGAUCUCUCUGAAAAUCAAAGAUUGGAAUGGCAUUCAACUGACGCCGAUUAUAAAAUAUGCUUAGUCAAGGGUAAAGACGAGGACAAUUGUCAAAAUUAUAUUAGAGUGCUAGCGAAAAUUUCUGCUAACCGUCUCCUGGUAUGCGGUACGAAUUCGUACAAGCCUCUUUGUCGAGAAUACAUUAUAGAGCUGGGAAAAUAUGUCAUGAGUAAAGAAAAUCCGGGACAAGCGGUAUGUCCAUAUGACCCUAAACACAACAGUACAUUCGCAUAUGUCGAUGGAAAUUUAUUCUCCGCCACAGUAGCCGAUUUUUCUAGCAUGGACCCUAUAAUUUACAAAGAACAGUUACAGACCGAACAGUAUGACUCUUUGAGUUUGAAUGCUCCACAUUUUGUGCAUUCCUAUGCUCAUGGCGAUUUCGUCUACUUCUUCUUCAGAGAAACAGCUGUCGAAUAUAUAAACUGCGGAAAAAACGUAUUCUCUCGGGUCGCUAGAGUGUGUAAAAACGAUCGUGGUGGACCCCAGCAGCUCAAAAAUCGAUGGACUUCGUACCUGAAGUCUCGUCUCAACUGUUCCGUACCCGGCGAGUUCCCCUUUUACUUCAACGAAAUACAAUCAGCAACUGACCUGGUGCAAGGAGUGUACGGCACCAAACAGCAUUUCAUGAUGUACGGCGUAUUCACAACCCCCGUCAAUAGUAUCACGGGGUCGGCGGUGUGUGCGUUUUCGUUGUCCGACAUUCUCGAUUCAUUUGAGGGUGAAUUCAAGGAGCAGAACUAUAUGAAUGCCAACUGGUUACCGGUACCCGGGUCAAAGGUACCGGACCCUAGGCCGGGUCAGUGUGCCAACGACUCAAGAACGCUGCCCGAUCUCACGCUCAACUUUAUUAAAAGUCACUCGCUGAUGGACGAAGCUGUACGGUCGUUCUACCAACAGCCUAUUAUCAUCCGUACAAGUGUCAAUUACAGGUUCACGGUGAUUGCUGUGGAUCCACAAGUCAAAACCAUUGACGGAAAAUUUUAUGACGUCUUGUUCAUCGGAACAGACAGUGGAAAAGUCCUAAAAGCGAUAAACGCAGCCAGCGCAGACACCAACGAAAAAGUGAGCCCGGUCGUCAUUGAAGAGCUCUACGAGUUUGGAGGUCCUGGCACAACGGCCGCUGUACGAAACAUAAAGAUAGAAGACAAGAGGUUGCUGGUCAUAACAGACAGACAAGUGGUAUCACUUCCUCUGGAUAGAUGUCAAAAUCCACUAAUAGCAACUUGCAGCGAAUGCAUUGGUCUUCAAGAUCCAUAUUGUGCAUUCGAUAAAAUCAAUAAAAAAUGUCGUUCUAUGCGUGAAGUGCCAACCAAUCGAUGGCACGAGUUCUACCAAAACAUUCAAACAGGAUUGCACCACGAAUGUCCGUCGGUUUCAAACAGAAAAGAUGCAGGUAUUGGAUUCGCUUCAAACGCUCAAAGCGGUGCUAUUGGCAAGUCGAUUGAAGACAUAGGCGACACGAUAAACCUUUCUCAAGACGAUCAAGCCCCGCCCUUCGGCAUCAAUAACGACGACGUUAGAGUAGAUGAACACGAUGAAGGGAGCUACACGAUGGAGACAGUUUUAACAGCCGUAUUCGCUGCGUGUUUGGCCGCUCUGUUAACAGGUUUUCUGGCUGGUUACGCAUGCGCUAGGAGGUGCACUAAGAGCGAAGACGAUAACUUACCGUACCCAGACACCGAGUAUGAAUACUUCGAACAAAGGCAUAAUAUGAAUGCGAGAAGACUCGGAGAACCCAAAUUACUACCACAAGAAGAAGUCACGUAUGCCGAGCCCGUAUUAAUACCUCCAAACAAAGUAAUACACGGUUCACCCAAAGCUACUCUUAGACACGCGCCGAUGCCACCGAUGGGCUUUACCCAAUUUCAACCGAACAGCGCUCAAGACAAUUAUUAUUCACAGCAACAGAACAUUCGUGAUCAUUUUGGAACUCUCCGGUCACAAAGGGAACACAAAAACGAUGGAAAUAAUUACCACCACCGAGACGGUUUCGGAACAACGCGCAGCGUGAAGAAAGUGUACCUCUGAGGCGCGUCGGAGGGGAGGGCUA
This is a messenger RNA of Sipha flava (yellow sugarcane aphid), 2914 nucleotides long. RefSeq names its product semaphorin-1A (gene Sema1a). Gene Ontology annotation, molecular function: chemorepellent activity; semaphorin receptor binding. The transcript has 18 exons. The record is from RefSeq and is a predicted model, not a curated record. Gene Ontology annotation, biological process: positive regulation of cell migration; neural crest cell migration; negative regulation of axon extension involved in axon guidance. The coding region runs from base 592 to 2892 and encodes 766 amino acids. NCBI's taxonomy places the organism in Eukaryota, Metazoa, Arthropoda, Insecta, Hemiptera, Aphididae.